AUGUUACGUCGAUUCUCGAAAAAGAACAAGAACCCAUCAUCAUCGGAAGAGGGAUCUUCUUCUUCAUCCAACAAAGAGAAACUCAAGAGAGAUAAGAAGCUAUUGACAAAGUUUUUAGAUUUUAUAACAUCUUCCAUUUGGUCAAUUCCUAUUGCCUCAUUCAUUGAAUCUCAAUCUGUUGUUUUCGAUCGUCAACAAAUGGAAACUGAAAUCUAUGUGGAGGUUCACAAAGAGUAUUCUCAGCUCAUUGAUACAUUGAUUGAAUGCUUUUGUGAAGAUGUGGGUUCUACACCUACUGAACUCGUCGAGGCAAUUCAACUUUUCCAUCAGAAUGAUGUCUCUCCUGAAUACCGAGUUGCACUGGAACCCCUUCUCGCGGCUCAAAACUUCAAUGUGUUCGUCCCAAUGAUGAUGAGAAAGAAUAUAGAGCUUCAACUUCAAGCUCUACAAAUGAUCGAAUUUAUGUGUGGAUUGAUUCCUUCGGUUCUUCAACUGGAAGACGGAGAAUCACUCAAAAAUAUGAAGAAACUGACUCCGGAGGAAACUGAGAGAUAUGUUUUGAUCUCGGUGCUCCGUCAUAGUAAAGAUGAGUAUGAUGCUAUGCACAAAGGAAGUGAGGAACUGGAACAAAUGGCAAUAAAUAGUAGAAUUCAGAGAGAAGCUUUAGAGAAAGAAAUAAGAAAAGAAGAUAUCCUGAUUCAAAAAGCGCUAAGCGAGAACCGUUCCCGCAAUCAAGGUACCUCCACUCAGACUGAUGAGUCUAGGACACCACUUCGAACAGUUGCUGCUAUCAUGGCUGCCACAUUUUCAAUAGAUACUGGAACCAGUACUGACGAUGUUCUUAUCGAGAUGCUGGACGAUCAAAAGAAGAAUUCGAAGUCUUUUGGUACAAUGACCACCUCCUCUUCAGGUGUUUCUACUGAAACAAUGACAACUGGUUCAUCUGAAACUUCUUUUGGUACAACGAUGAUGUCAUCUGGAGUUGAUUUUGGAACAGAUGCAGCCGAGAUUGAAGCAGGGAAAGGAAGUCGCCCAAAAUCUGCAAAACGAGUCGGAUCUGCAGUUGGAAAACGAUCUGGAUCUGCGUCUCGAGCUAAAUCUGGGUCUGGUGCUGUAGAUGAUGAUGGAGAAAAUCUGGAUGUCGAAGAAGUCAAAGAGAAACGCCCAGGAACAUCUUCGAAGAAGUCCAUUACAACUAUGGUCAAUUCGGAUUCAAACACAGAAGAAGUCAAACGCCCGGGAACAUCUUCUAAGAAGUCAAUAUCAUCUCUAGUCAACUCUGAAUCUAAUACAGACGAAAUGAAACGUCCAGAAACUGGAUCAAAAACUUCAAAAACUGGAGGUACUGAAUCAACUGCUGAAAUCGAUUCAGAAGGCGUGGCAAAAGAAAAAAUGAAGCAAAAACGUCCAGGAACCGCAAAGGGACCAAAUGAGCGGAAGUAUUCAAAUGCAGGACUUGAGGAUGUAGUCGGUCCUCCCACAAACAAGAACAGUUCCAAUCAAACUGAGCCAAAAUCUGAUCCUAAAAGUCGUCCAUCAACUCGGAAAUCUAGUAGGACUACAGCAGAAGAAUCACCCAGUCGUCCACCAAGCCGUAAAACCACUGCAUCGCAUGAACCACGUACCAAAACACCUCUUCCAAAGAGUAGUGAGGAUCGUCCAACAACUCGCAGAUCUUCAGUUGACAAAAAUGCUCCGAAACGGAAUGACAGUGUUCCGAGAGAAAGAAGAUCAUCAAUGUCUCAAAAAGAUGAAGAAAGGAAGCCACCAAAACCAAUGGGACCAAUUCGUAGCAACAAAUAUGAUGGAGAUGUUGUUCUAGGGCGCCCUGGAUCUCCAGGAAUGGAUCAUGGCCCAAGAAGAAAGAAUUUGAAUGAUGUCAAUGCCCAUUUGGUGGAUUCGAAUCGUUUGAACAGUUCUGAUGUUCGUACACGUGCUCAAUACCUCCGUGAUCAACGUGACAAGCUGCUCCAAUUGAAAAACCAAGAACGAAUUAAGCAAAUGAAUGAUAUUCAAAACAGCUCAUUGGAACGACCAAAAACCGCAGCAAGAGCCCGUGAAAUAUUGGAUAAGGAUAAGAAGGAGGCGGAGUCGAUUCGCAGAGAAAUUAGCAAAAAGUUGAAGACACAAAUUCUUACAUUGCAUUAA
Molecule: messenger RNA, 2148 nt
Organism: Caenorhabditis remanei
Lineage: Eukaryota; Metazoa; Nematoda; Chromadorea; Rhabditida; Rhabditidae
Exons: 7
Coding region: 1-2148 (715 amino acids)
Cellular component (GO): ciliary base; axoneme
Source: RefSeq, a predicted model, not a curated record